GAGAAAAAGAACGUGGGAGGUUGAAGAUGAUACUGCGAACAGCCCCCGGGGCCAUCGUCCUUUUUCUCCUACUUACGGGAUCGAUCGUUGCUCAAGAUGACGAUUCUCUGGCUGGCAGCUUCCUGUCAGGUUUACUAGACUCCAUAACGAGUACAGCUAACAGUGCGGAUUGUCCAGGGGUAUGUGUGCACGCAUUUGCAACCUUAAUAUGUUUCGAAGUUCUCGAGCAUGUGCAAUGCCCUACUAGCAUGCGAUGUUGCAUCGAGGCACCGAUUAAUGGUACCGGAACCUCCUCUGAAAACCUUCUCGAAGAUGAUAGUCCGACGUCGACGAUGCUCACUACCGUUAAAAUGGCAGUAACGUCUGUGAACGUCACCACGCCACCACCAUCUACCACACCAGUGACUACAUCGUCAAUGGCCCCACUGAAAACUACCUCUGAUAAUCAAGUGGAAACGGUGAAUAAGACGUCGACAAAAACAUGUUCCGGGAUUUGCAUGGCGGAACGAAUAGCGGAUUACUGCGACGCGGUUCUAGUGAUAGACACCCUGUGCAAGCCGGGGUACAAGUGCUGCGUGUCCAGGGACGCGUUCGGUGAUUCCCCGCCGCCAGAAUUGUUGGUGAUCGACCGAACGAAUUCGAGUCGUUUUGACGAAAAAACUGGCAUCAGCACGCUGCACAAAAGCUCGUCGCCGUCCACGACUGCCAGGCCAAACACAUCUAUUACCUCUACCAGCGUGUCCACCACCGCUUUGAUUACGACCGUCGCGGCCACGAAACAGUCGACGACCACGAUAAGGCCCAAGAUCACACCGAAAAAACCGUGCAAGGGUGAAUGUGUCAGCGGUUUCUUCGCUCUCCUCUGCGACAAGGUGGACGGAGAAGCUGAAUGUCCCGACGAUGGAUCCUGCUGCAUAAUCGACGCAUUCUUAAAAACGGAAACGACGACGACGAUUCGGCCAACAACAAAGUCGCCGCAGCCGAAAUUGCAGCCUUGCCCAGGAUUCUGUUUGUUGACCAUUAUGGCGGCCUUCUGCGAGCGGCCGAACGUGAUAAUACCGAAGACGUCGAGUUGUCAAUCCGGAUCGAUCUGUUGCGACAACACGAAGACUACGCCGCAGACUCCAAGGCCGAGGCCGAAACCUACACCUAGGCCGCCGGUUACGACGGUCUUAUUACCGCCGGAUCCUCGCCCGGAAUGUCCCGGUUCCUGUAUCGUUUCUUACUUGUCUUUCACUUGUUUCAGAAACGCAGAACUGACAAACUUGUUCAAAUGCAAGAAACAAGGGCACCAAUGCUGCGCGCCGAAAUCGUUGAUCCGAGAAUUCAGCGGUGGAAAUUCGACUGAACCAGUCUUAACCAACAGAAACGAUACGAUGUACGUCACGUCGAGGCCGUACACAACACCGCUCACAACGAUGAUGUAUGAAACAACGACAAUGACAACAACCAUGAGAAGUCCUGUGUACAGUAAGUAUGUAUGUGGUGUAAAAGGAACUUCUCGCGGACCCGUCCAAGCGCGUAGUCUUGAAAGAGGAGCACGCGUCGUUGGAGGAGAAGACGCGGACGCGAACGAAUGGUGUUGGCAGGUCGCCUUGAUUAAUUCCCUGAACCAAUACCUGUGCGGCGGUGCGCUCAUCGGAACACAAUGGGUUCUUACGGCUGCACAUUGCGUUACAAACAUCGUGAGAUCCGGUGACGCGAUAUAUGUGAGGGUCGGUGACCACGACCUAACUCGAAAAUAUGGAAGUCCAGGUGCACAAACUUUGCGCGUUGCAACCACCUAUAUCCAUCACAAUCACAACAGCCAGACUCUGGAUAAUGACAUCGCGUUACUGAAGCUUCAUGGACAAGCAGAGCUUAAGGACGGUGUUUGUCUCGUGUGUUUACCUGCACGAGGUGUUAGCCAUACGGCUGGCAAGCGAUGCACCGUCACCGGUUACGGAUACAUGGGCGAAGCUGGUCCUAUACCGUUACGAGUACGCGAAGCUGAAAUACCGAUCGUGAGCGACGCCGAAUGUAUUAGAAAAGUAAACGCGGUCACUGAGAAAAUCUUCAUUCUACCAGCAAGCAGCUUUUGCGCCGGUGGUGAACAAGGAAACGAUGCGUGCCAGGGAGACGGAGGAGGUCCAUUGGUAUGCCAAGAUGACGGGUUCUACGAGCUGGCCGGUCUAGUUUCAUGGGGUUUCGGUUGUGGAAGAUUAGAUGUUCCUGGCGUUUAUGUGAAAGUUUCGGCAUUCAUUGGCUGGAUCAACCAAAUCAUAUCCGUAAACAACCUUUAGCUUCCUUUACGUUCUACUUAUAAGAAUCAAGACAUUUAUUUAUUAAGAAGACGUGUAGUACCUUCACGCGCUUGAUGACGUAACGCGUUUCGUUACGUAUUUAGCAAAGAUUGCGAAAAGAAUUUCUUUUUCACGUACGAUAAACGCGUGUUUUACUUUUCGGGGAAAUUCGAGUUCAGAAAAUGUUACGAUAUUUGUAACAUGUUUAAACGUAAAUGUCUUAGCUUUAACAGAGUUAACGAAAUUUUGUUAUGUUUAACGUGAUCGUACAUAGUGACGGGGUAAACUUUCGUUCGUCCAAUGUUUCUCGGACAUUAUUUUAAUUGGGAGACAUAAUCUUAUCAUUCGAGAGUUAUUAAGACAGUUGAGUGUUUAUAAUUUAAAAACAUUUAUCAUUAAAUAGACACGUUAAUAUUAUUGAAACUCUUGGUGAAAUUUGGUUUAAAUGCCUUCGAAACAUCAAAAAUAUAUUGUAUAUUACAAAGGAAGUGUAACUUGUAAAUACCGUGGCAAAAGAAUGAUUCAGUUGAAAAUGUACCUUAAAAGAAGAUUUUUAUUUGGACAAACGUAACGUUCGUAGCAUAGGAUGAACAAAAGUUUAUUGUAUUUUAAACGGUCAUGCAAAAUUGCUUAGGAAAUAUCAGUGAGAUGUAUGAAAGGAGAAUCUUUGUGUAACAAGAGUAAAAACACACUGUUUUGGGAUGUUAAAUUUCCAAAUUAUGAAGUAUUUUCGUUAUUUGAAAGUAAAAUUAUAAAGAUGUUUCAAACUAUAUACUAUCUUAAGUUAUAAAACAAAAUUUUGUUGGAAACUACCGUCAUGGUAAAGUGAAAAAUAAAACAAGAAAUUCUCAAAACCUAGAUAAUGUACUGAAAUCAUAAACAAAAUUAAUAUUCAUUAUUUUUAAAGUAAUUUUAUGUUGUUAAUGUAAUUACAUUAACCUCAUUCAUGUAAAAAGAAAAAGAUUGAUUUUUUAAACUUGUUACAUGAGAAUCCUUCCUUAAGAUUAAUUUAUAAUUUUUCUUCGAGUAAUCGUGCCAUCAAGUGCGUCAAUACUAGGUGACAAAGAUAUUUUUUGCACAACAUAUGGCGUUUAUUAGAACGUCCAUUUAUUGAUAAUUCAUAGUAGGGAAAAUACCUAUAUGCAUGUUAUUUAUUUACAUUAAACUUCGCGACAAAGGCAAGAGCCAAUUUCAUAGAACGCGAUGUUUAUUUAAACAUCAAACGAUGACGGUCAAUGUACAGCAUUUAUUACUAUAUACAUAUUUCAAAAUUAAAUUAUUAAAUAUUUCUUUAAUUUUUUUUAAUGGUAAUAAAUCGUAGAAUAUGAAAAAUUCUGUAUUUGUAAAAUAAUACACAAAUAUUCAUACGUGGUAUAUACAUAUCACAUUUGUUCAUAUAAUGUUAACUUACAUUACACUAUUUUGUUUUUAACCUAUUAACCAGAUGAAGACGAGAUUAUUCAUUUAUUUGACAAUUUAUUCCACUAAUUCGUUUAUUCGUUUAUCAACUGAUUUUUGCAUAGACAUAUGUAACAUAUAAUGUAACUACUUGUUUAAUACAAGUUACGUGUUAUACGAGUUUGUUAAAUAUAUAAAUAUUAUGUUUAAUAAUUUUUAUGAAAUUGGCCCUUCAUUUCAUAUUUAUAUUGUUCAACAGUUACUAGUUGUGUUGAUUCAUUGUUUUGAGGACAACACCAUGCUGCUUUGUACAUUAUUGCGUCAUUCAUAAUGUCUUCUCCAACUUAUAAUUUUAAGAAUGUUUUAUCGAUUUGAAAAUAUGAGAAACAUUAUUUGUGAAUACAAAGU
Nomia melanderi (Alkali bee) is the source of this 4088-nucleotide messenger RNA. RefSeq names its product trypsin-like serine protease domain-containing protein masquerade (gene mas). NCBI's taxonomy places the organism in Eukaryota, Metazoa, Arthropoda, Insecta, Hymenoptera, Halictidae. Gene Ontology annotation, biological process: proteolysis. Gene Ontology annotation, molecular function: serine-type endopeptidase activity. The record is from RefSeq and is a predicted model, not a curated record.